AUGGGAGUUUGCAUAAAGCCGAGAAAUGCGUUAGUUUCGUGACUUACACCUGAAUCUAAAUGAAGAACAAGCAGUCAGUAGGACGAGCUUCCACCACGACAUACAGUUCCUUUGGUUGGCAUCUGAAUCUUCUAAUUCUCCAUUAGCCAAGCCAAAAGUAUUUACUUCAGUGGGACUCUGAAGCAACCAACUGUGCUGUAAAUAUCUUUCAUAAAUUGAGAAGGACAGAUCGAAAACUGAUGCAACAGGGAACCAAAGACCGUGUCUGAGAAACCAAGACCUGCACCCGAUACUUAUUGAAGCCAGCACCGGUGGAGGAUACAGACUGGCUAAAAACUGAGAACCCGGUCUUAAUAACUUUGCCCCUCUUGGAAGCAUGGAGGAUUGGAAAAUGGAAUCGUGGAUCCUGAUGUUUUUGCUUGUUAUAAUUAUCCUGUCAAGGUUCAUAUUAUGGUCGUGUCUGAGCAAAUACAUAGACUAUAAACUCUCUAAAAGAUUCCCAACUAGACCAAAGAAAGACUUUUAAAUGUUGGUGAAAAGGAAUGUAUCAUCAGAACAUGACGUAUUUAGCAAAGGUUUUUGUUUUAAGCAGAUUUUUUUUUGUUUA
Messenger RNA from Bufo bufo (common toad), 607 nucleotides. It is a transcript of the gene SMIM38, whose product is annotated as small integral membrane protein 38. Bases 377 to 526 code for a protein of 49 amino acids. Lineage: Eukaryota; Metazoa; Chordata; Amphibia; Anura; Bufonidae. The transcript is spliced from 3 exons. The record is from RefSeq and is a predicted model, not a curated record.